AUGGUGAAUCCAGGCAAGCGCAUGCACAUAUUAAAAGCCUUGCUGGAAUUACGCCAUGGCCCCGGUGCAGCGAUUCUACCUCCCGAGAUCACACGGAUACAUCUAGACUUUGCCCUGCGCUGGAAUGAUGGACAUAUGGGACCAAGGAAAUUCUGGAAGACAUGUCUACCUCGCCUAAAAUUCUGGAACCCAGCAGUUCCGAUGCUAGUCAAUCGAUCGACAAACCAGACCGGCCCGGCGCUCAUGUCCAUCUACUUCCGCCAGAGCGCCGCCAAAGCGACGAAAAACUUGACGCCGCUCGUGCAGCAACCACACUCGAGUACAACCAACGAGUGCCCCGCGCCGCCCCCCGAGGAGGAGGAGCGCGUCGUCACUAUCGACAUGAAGCACCAGCACUCAGAUGCGAUAUUGACCGAGUUUCUGCAGAAGACAGGCGCGACGCUGGUGCAUCCGACGCCCGACGAGCAGAUGGAGAUGCAACAGGUCGAGGAGCUCCAGGAGAAGGGUGCGGUGGAUAGGGCUAUUGUGAAGAAGUAUCUCGAUGAGAAGAGGAGGGAGGAGAAGCUGUUGUUGCAGGCCAGACAGGAGGCUGAGGCUAUCAAGUUGGCCAAUCAAUAG
Molecule: messenger RNA, 618 nt
Organism: Pseudomassariella vexata
Lineage: Eukaryota; Fungi; Ascomycota; Sordariomycetes; Amphisphaeriales; Pseudomassariaceae
Product: CI-B8 domain-containing protein
Exons: 3
Coding region: 1-618 (205 amino acids)
Cellular component (GO): mitochondrion
Molecular function (GO): structural constituent of ribosome
Source: RefSeq, a predicted model, not a curated record